GUAAAGAUGAACAUUGCAAAUCGGCCAACUGAAGUUCCAAGCCUGACUCGUCAUUAACCAUGGCGACCGAAAGCCAGAGGCCCGUAGUUGAACCUCUGCUCAUGCUCAACCUCGCCAUGUACGCUGUGGUCUCUGCCAUUGCUGGUUGGGCCGUCAAUUACAGCAUCAAUGAAACAUAUGACGCAGCAUCCAGGUUAUCAUAUCCGCUGCGGCUAUUUCCGAUAUAUUUUCCGAUAGGGAACAUGGCGACGGGGCUGUUCGUGCUGUUCGCGUUGGUGGCAGGGGUGGUGGGGAUCGGGAGCUCCAUUGCCGGCAUCCUGAGUAUCCGGGAGGACAGGCCGGGGAGCUGGGCAUCAGGUGCUUCCUUUGCCGUUGUUGCUUGGGCCCUCACGCUCUUAGCCAUGGGGUUGGCAUGCAAAGAGAUUGAUCUCAAGGGAAGAAACGCAAGCCUGAGAACACUGGAGGCCUUCACCAUCAUCUUGACCGCCACCCAAUUGUUCUGUGUUGGAGCCUUCCAUGUUGGGGUCGACGGCAUGGUCAGCGAAAGUCGACGGCACCAAGCCGGAAGGGUUUAGAUUGUGCCACGCCAGAUCACCAAGUGUGCUGCUUGUGUCCAUGCUCUCUAGCUUGUAUCUGUGUAUCUGUUUCACAGCAAUGUUCAGCCAUUAAUCUCCCAUCAGUCCACCUCCCCUUACAGUUGUGUUUCUAAGUGUGGUCUUACACCUCCACCUUUUUUGGGUGCUCAUAAUCCCCACCGGUUUCUUCUCUUCUGUAAUUACCAUCAAUGUUCAUAUUCUUUCGUGUGAACCAAGAAGUGAAUAAAUGAGUUUUAAGAAAAACGACUGUUUCUCGAAUCUCGACAUAGAUUGGCACGCUUCUGUGAUCUUACAGACCCGUGAUGAAGCUCUCAUGGAAUUGGACUGUGAAACAUGAUAAAUAUACACAUGCAGGCACACACACGCACGCGCAGGAUAGAAGAGGAUGGGCCUGCCGCUGACAACAAUCGAGCUACUUCAAUCCAUUGGAUGUGAAAUAUUGUUGAACAUGGUAGAGAUAUUCUUUAUACGGAUGCAAAUGGAUGAAUCCAAUGCAAACCCGGAUUUUUGCAUUUUCCUGUGACGUUAAGCCUAAUCAAAAACU
Messenger RNA from Nymphaea colorata (pocket water lily), 1140 nucleotides. RefSeq names its product membrane protein PM19L-like. Lineage: Eukaryota; Viridiplantae; Streptophyta; Magnoliopsida; Nymphaeales; Nymphaeaceae. The record is from RefSeq and is a predicted model, not a curated record. The transcript has 4 exons. Bases 60 to 575 code for a protein of 171 amino acids.